Hordeum vulgare subsp. vulgare (domesticated barley) is the source of this 7042-nucleotide messenger RNA. RefSeq names its product ATP synthase subunit alpha, chloroplastic. NCBI's taxonomy places the organism in Eukaryota, Viridiplantae, Streptophyta, Magnoliopsida, Poales, Poaceae. Gene Ontology annotation, biological process: proton transmembrane transport; proton motive force-driven ATP synthesis. Gene Ontology annotation, molecular function: ATP binding; proton-transporting ATP synthase activity, rotational mechanism; ADP binding. The transcript has a single exon. The record is from RefSeq and is a predicted model, not a curated record. Bases 4001 to 5515 code for a protein of 504 amino acids.
UCAAAUAUAUGACGAGAUUGCCAGACAUUGUGAUCGUCCUUGAUCAGCAAAAAGAGUAUAUAGCUCUUCGGGAAUGUGCCAUUUUGGGAAUUCCUACUAUUUCUUUAGUCGAUACAAAUUGUGACCCGGAUCUCGCGAAUAUAUCGAUUCCAGCCAACGAUGACACUAUGACUUCAAUUCGAUUGAUUCUUAACAAAUUAGUAUUUUCAAUUUGUGAGGGCCGUUCUCUCUAUAUAAGAAAUCGUUGAUUAAGAAUAUAUAGUGAAUUCUUGGACAACUGCGUAGAUUUAUGGAAUGACUUACUAUAUCUUUUUUUGCAUAGAAUUUGUUUUGCAUAGAAAAAAGAAGGGGAAUAUUGAUAUAUAUUAGAGGGUAUUGAUAUAUAUUAUGAUCUGAUGUGCUUUCUUGGUAUCCUAAAUAUCAAAUUAAUAGUUCAAGUUGCUGAGUUGAGAAAGAGAUGGUUGAAUCAAAAGAAUUCCUUUUUUGAAGUUCAAUUUUUAUCAGAGGACAAUAUGAAUAUUAUACCUUGUUCCAUUAAAACACUCAAGGGGUUAUACGAUAUAUCGGGUGUAGAAGUAGGCCAACACUUCUAUUGGCAAAUAGGAGGUUUUCAAAUUCAUGCCCAGGUACUCAUCACUUCUUGGGUCGUAAUUACUAUCUUGCUAGGUUCAGUUGUCAUAGCUGUUCGGAAUCCACAAACCAUCCCGACCGACGGGCAGAAUUUUUUUGAAUAUGUCCUUGAGUUUAUUCGAGACUUGAGCAAAACUCAGAUUGGAGAAGAAUAUGGUCCCUGGGUUCCCUUUAUUGGAACUAUGUUCCUUUUUAUUUUUGUUUCAAAUUGGUCGGGUGCUCUUUUACCUUGGAAAAUUAUAGAGUUACCCCAUGGGGAAUUAGCAGCGCCCACGAAUGAUAUAAAUACUACUGUUGCUUUAGCUUUACUCACGUCAGCGGCAUAUUUUUAUGCUGGUCUUAGCAAAAAAGGAUUGAGCUAUUUCGAGAAAUAUAUUAAACCAACCCCAAUCCUUUUACCAAUUAACAUCCUAGAAGAUUUCACAAAACCAUUAUCGCUUAGCUUUCGACUUUUCGGGAAUAUAUUGGCGGAUGAAUUAGUCGUUGUUGUUCUUGUUUCUUUAGUCCCCUUAGUAAUCCCUAUACCGGUCAUGUUUCUUGGAUUAUUUACAAGCGGUAUUCAAGCUCUUAUUUUUGCAACAUUAGCCGCAGCCUAUAUAGGUGAAUCCAUGGAGGGUCAUCAUUGAAUUGACUAGUUUUGGAAUAUAGUAUUUUUUUUUUCAGCUUAGCUCAAUUCAUGCAUGGUUCCAGAUAAUCUGCUUGGUUGCAAUAGUUAGAAAUGCGUAUGAAUAUAUAGCCUAGAGUUGUAGGAGAGAGAAUAGAAUAGACUAUAUUAUGGAAUUUUCAAAGUAUAUAUGCAUUAAGGAGGGUGGAGUCAGGCUAGAUCUAUACUAUAAUAAAUAUCCUUAAUAUCUAUAAGUGGAGUCCUCUUUUAUGCGGGUUUCCACUUUAAGCAAUGAUUUUAGAAUCCGAUUCAAUAGAAAAUGAGAAAAUAUGCAAACAAAAUAGAAGAAACAAAUGUAUAUAGGAUAUUGAUAUUAUAUUAUAUAUUCCUAGGUUAGAUUCAUUAUCUAAUCCGAUAUAUGGAUAUAGAAUUCCCUUCUAUGUAGUUCGGACAAUUCACAUUUCAAUUUGAUUUCAAUUUGUACUUUUUAGUUACUUUACUUCUCCCCAAUAGAGCUUAGAAGUAAGAAUUUUUUGGUUGAUUGUAUCCUUAACCAUUUCUUUUUUUUUGACACGAGGAACUACUCACCAUGAAUCCACUAAUUGCUGCUGCUUCUGUUAUUGCUGCUGGAUUGGCCGUAGGGCUUGCUUCUAUUGGACCUGGAGUUGGUCAAGGUACUGCUGCAGGACAAGCUGUAGAAGGUAUUGCGAGACAGCCAGAAGCAGAAGGUAAAAUACGAGGUACUUUAUUGCUUAGUCUAGCUUUUAUGGAAGCUUUAACAAUUUAUGGACUAGUUGUGGCACUAGCGCUUUUAUUUGCGAACCCUUUUGUUUAAUCCUAAAAAAAAAAGUUCUUUCGAUUUCGAUUAGAUACUUUUUUCUUUUUUUAGUAAAUUGGUAUUUGCUUCCGCAAUUCCAAUUAUAUCAAUACUUUAUUUAAUUUACUCCUAUUUAUUACUCCUGGAAUUAUCUAUUUAUCGGGACAGAUAAUACCGCAUUCUAGGAAGGGCUGAGUUGAGUAUGAUUAAUUUAGAAGAUAUGCUCGCCUUCUUAUUUCCCGUCCUUAGUUUAGGAAAGUGGAAAGUUUUUUCCUUUUAUUUUAGGAAUUUUGGGAACGGAACAUUUCAACAAAGGAAGCCUUUCACCGGUCAAACAAGACCUAAGACUUAAUCUAAAAGAAAUUACUAGAUUGAAUCUAUUUGCAUUAAAAAAACCGAUCAAAAAAGGGCGAGCGAAGUAAGUGAUCGAAAAACUUUGUUCUUUGUUCGUCCUAUCUAUAAGAGGAGAGCAUAUGAAAAAUGUAACCCAUUCUUUCGUUUUUUUAGCUCACUGGCCAUCCGCUGGCAGUUUCGGGCUUAAUACCGAUAUUUUAGCAACAAAUCUAAUAAAUCUAACUGUAGUGGUUGGUGUUUUGAUUUUUUUUGGAAAGGGAGUGUGUGCGAGUUGUCUAUUUCAAGAAUAGAUUGGAUCUAUCCGGCUGCACUUUAGAAUAUUUUUUAGUAUUUUUCGGAUAAAUAAGAAAAGGGUGCACGAUCUCGACGAAUUACUUCUGAAUAAAUUCAGAAAUCAUAUGGAAGAACCAUAGCAUUUCGCGACUCAUUGGUAAAUCAAUUUUGAUUCUCUAUAAACCAAGAAUGUGAGACCAUUAACACGGUUAAAGCUAAACUGCUUGAAGUCCAGGCAAAAAGAGGUACUCUUUCUACAACUAUAUUAGUAUUAGUACCGAAUUUAAACGGGAAAUAGCUAAUGUAAAAUUUAUCUGAUAUAGAACACUCAUAUCGAUAAAAUGGUUUGAACUAUUUACUAGAAAAAAAAAGAAGGGGCACCCUGCCCUUUUUUAACCAAUGCCGAAUCGACGACCUAUGUAUAAAAAAGAGAAAUUUUUUGGAUUUGAAGAAAAAAAAAAAAGAAUUCUAUUAAUUUUCAUUUUCCAUUUAUUUAGUUAGUUUUUCUUAAUGAAAUUGAAAUUAUUAACUAAAGGGCAAAUAUAAAUAAAGAAACAACUUUGCUGACCAUGAUAUAUUUUUAUCUAGGCGGAAGAGUCCUCUUAAUAUUUAUCUAGUCUUAUAUAGGUUUCGGUAUAUUGAAAUAUAAACAUAAAAAAUAAGAUAGAGGAUAGGCUCAUUACUUAUACUUAAAAAAAGAUAUGGAAAUUGCUAUAGCAAAAAAAGAAAAAAAGGAGCGUGAGAGCCAAAUGAAUCGAAAGAUUCAUGUUUGGUUCGGGAAGAGAUCAUAAAAGUUGUAAACUUACAAAAUAAUCUACUUUCAUUAAAAGAUUUAUUAGAUAAUCGAAAACAGAGGAUCUUGAGUACUAUUCGAAAUUCAGAAGAAUUGCGUAGAGGGACCAUUGAGCAACUCGAAAAAGCUCGGAUUCGAUUACAGAAAGUCGAACUAGAAGCGGAUGAGUAUCGAAUGAAUGGAUACUCUGAGAUAGAACGAGAAAAAGCAAAUUUGAUUAAUGCUACUUCUAUUAGUUUGGAACAAUUAGAAAAGUCUAAAAACGAAACCCUUUAUUUUGAAAAACAAAGGGCAAUGAAUCAGGUCCGACAGCGGGUUUUCCAACAGGCCGUACAAGGAGCUCUAGGAACUCUGAAUAGUUGUUUGAAUACCGAGUUACAUUUCCGUACGAUUCGUGCUAAUAUUGGCAUUCUCGGGUCCCUGGAAUGGAAGAGAUAAUUAAAUUAAUUAGGCCUUGAACUUCUACUUUCGUUUAGAAUUUAGGCAUUAUUUUUCCCCUUGCUUUCGAAAAAAGAGUCAAGAAACACUAAUGGCAACCCUUCGAGUCGACGAAAUUCAUAAAAUUCUCCGCGAACGUAUUGAACAAUAUAAUAGGAAAGUAGGGAUUGAGAAUAUAGGUCGCGUAGUUCAAGUGGGGGAUGGGAUUGCUCGUAUUAUAGGUCUUGGUGAAAUAAUGUCGGGUGAAUUAGUCCAAUUUGCAGAAGGUACUAGGGGUAUUGCUCUGAAUUUGGAAUCCAAAAAUGUUGGGAUUGUAUUAAUGGGCGAUGGGUUGAUGAUACAAGAGGGCAGUUUUGUAAAAGCAACAGGAAGAAUUGCUCAGAUACCCGUGAGUGAGGCUUACUUGGGUCGUGUUGUAAAUGCUCUGGCUAAACCUAUUGAUGGGAAAGGCGAAAUUAUAGCUUCCGAAUCUCGCUUAAUUGAAUCUCCUGCUCCAAGUAUAAUUUCCAGGCGUUCCGUAUACGAACCUCUUCAAACAGGGCUUAUUGCUAUCGAUUCGAUGAUUCCUAUAGGGCGCGGUCAGCGAGAGUUAAUUAUUGGGGACAGACAGACUGGCAAAACAGCAGUAGCUACAGAUACAAUUCUCAAUCAAAAAGGGCAAGGUGUAAUAUGUGUUUAUGUAGCUAUCGGUCAAAGAGCAUCCUCCGUAGCUCAAGUAGUAACUACUUUCCAUGAGGAGGGGGCCAUGGAAUACACUAUUGUAGUAGCUGAAAUGGCGGAUUCACCUGCUACAUUACAAUACCUCGCUCCUUAUACGGGAGCAGCCCUGGCUGAGUAUUUUAUGUACCGCGAACGGCAUACUUUAAUAAUUUAUGAUGAUCUCUCCAAACAGGCACAAGCUUAUCGCCAAAUGUCCCUUCUAUUAAGAAGACCUCCCGGCCGUGAGGCUUAUCCAGGGGAUGUUUUUUAUUUGCAUUCACGCCUUUUAGAAAGAGCCGCUAAAUUAAAUUCUCUUUUAGGCGAAGGAAGUAUGACCGCUUUACCAAUAGUUGAGACUCAAUCUGGAGACGUUUCCGCCUAUAUUCCUACUAAUGUAAUCUCCAUUACAGAUGGACAAAUAUUCUUAUCGGCGGAUCUAUUCAAUGCCGGAAUUCGACCCGCUAUUAAUGUGGGUAUUUCUGUUUCCAGAGUAGGAUCCGCGGCUCAAAUUAAAGCCAUGAAACAAGUAGCUGGCAAAUCAAAAUUGGAACUAGCUCAAUUCGCAGAGUUACAAGCCUUUGCACAAUUCGCCUCUGCUCUCGAUAAAACAAGUCAGAAUCAAUUGGCAAGGGGUCGACGAUUAAGGGAAUUGCUUAAACAAUCCCAGGCAAAUCCUCUCCCAGUGGAAGAGCAGAUAGCUACUAUUUAUACCGGAACAAGAGGAUAUCUUGAUUCGUUAGAAAUCGAACAGGUAAAUAAAUUUCUGGAUGAGUUACGUAAACACCUAAAAGAUACUAAACCUCAAUUCCAAGAAAUUAUAUCUUCUAGCAAGACAUUCACCGAGCAAGCGGAAAUCCUUUUGAAGGAAGCUAUUCAGGAACAGCUGGAACGGUUUUCCCUUCAGUAACAAAUAAAUUUGGCAUAUCUACUCUUGUUAUUUUGCAUGUCUACUCUUGUUAUUUGAAUCAUGCAAAAAAGUUUUCUUUGUUUUUAGUUUAGUAUAGUUAUUUAAAGAAUAGAUAGAAAUAAGAUUGCGUCCAAUAGGAUUUGAACCUAUACCAAAGGUUUAGAAGACCUCUGUCCUAUCCAUUAGACAAUGGACGCUUUUCUUUCGUAUUUUAUUCUUUCUUUUAUUCUUUCUUUUAUUUGUUGUCUUCUUCCGAGAAAAAACUGUUAGACCAAAACUCUUUUAGGAAAUCAAAAAAUCCAGAUACAAAUGGAUGAUGUAUAUAUCAUGCAUAUAUCAUUAAAGAAGGAGUAUGGGGCCGGUAGUGGGAAUCGAACCCGCAACCCCAAGGUUAUGAGACUUAUGAGCUACCAAACUGCUCUAUACUCUUAAACUAAAGAGGGGUAACUAGUGGAUAAAAGAGGGUUCGAUACGUCCCUCUACCAUAUCUAUACAAAUAGAAUAGUCCAUUUAUACAGAAUGGUAAAGAGGGCUCCUCUAUGAUUAUCAAUUCCAGAAAUCCAUACAAAUACGAAAGGGUAUUUUAUCCUUACCAACUGGAUCUUGUUGCACCCGGUAAUAAACAUUCAUAAACCAUUUCUCGAAGUACGUGUCCGGAUAGCCCAAAAUGUCGAUAGUUAGCUCUAGGUCUUCCGGUCAAAAAACAACGUCGAUGAAGGCGUGUAGGUGCACUAUUACGCGGUAGGGAUUGCAAUUUUUCUCGCAUUUUCGUUUUUUCACUCAAACUCAAGGGAGAAACUUUGCUUCUUAUCUUUUUUUUUAAAGAUUGACGAAUCAAAUGAUAUUUCUGUUCUAAUUUCUGCCGCUUCUUCUCCCUCUGAAUCAAACUCUUUUUUGCCAUAAUGUGCCGUUGCUAUUAUUAUCAAGUAUACGGUUCUAAUCCUAGAUGGAAAAAUAAAUAGAAAAAGAAAUUUAAGAAGGCGGAUCCUCCCUCUCUAUCAAGAGUAAUGAACUAGGUGCUGAUACAGUACAAAAAAACAAACUAAAUUAACCAAACUUGCCUGAUGUUGAGGCAAUCAAGAAAGCUGCAUAAGUGAAUAUAUAACCCACGGAAAAGUGAGCUAAUCCAACCAAUCUUGCUUGCACAAUGGAAAGAGCCACAGGCUUAUCUCUCCAGCGAAUUAAAUUAGCUAAAGGUGUGCGUUCAUGAGCCCAUGCUAAAGUCUCAAUUAAUUCCUGCCAAUACCCCCGCCAAGAAAUUAAGAACAUAAAUCCAGUAGCCCAAACAAGAUGUCCAAAUAAGAACAUCCAAGCCCAUACCGAUAAACUAUUCAUCCCAAAAGGAUUAUAUCCAUUGAUAAGUUGUGAAGAGUUUAACCAUAGGUAAUCUCUUAACCAUCCCAUCAAAUAAGUGGAGGAUUCAUUAAAUUGUGAAACGUUGCCCUGCCAUAAUGUGAUAUGUUUCCAAUGCCAAUAAAAAGUAACCCACCCAAUGGUAUUUAACAUCCAGAAAACUGCCAAAUAAAA